Molecule: messenger RNA, 1234 nt
Organism: Panicum hallii
Lineage: Eukaryota; Viridiplantae; Streptophyta; Magnoliopsida; Poales; Poaceae
Exons: 1
Coding region: 134-592 (152 amino acids)
Source: RefSeq, a predicted model, not a curated record
ACCAAAAGCUCCGCACCUAACAAUUCUCCCAAGCAACAUCUGCCAUUAUACUAGCACCGCACUCCGGCUGUGCUUUCUUGCUUCCGAUCACUGUCCUCCGGCCACCUGCAGGCGUCUGGUGUGGUGGUGGGGGAUGAGCCGCGGGGGCAGGCUGCGGUGGCUGUGGCGGGCGCCGGUGCGGGCGCUGGGGCGUGCGCGGGACCUGUACGUGCGGGGCCUGACGGGGUGCGCGCGCUACGUCCCCUCCGACGCCGCGUUCGGGUACCCGGUGUUCGUGCCGGCGGCGUCGCUGUCGAGGAGCCACAGCGCCGCGGGGUCCGACUGGGGCGCCGGGUCAGCGGCGGGCGAGGACCUCCGGGAGCUGGUGCGAGCCGCGUCGGAGAGGCGCGUGGAGCAGCGCCAGGCGGAGCUGCGGGCCGUGGCGCGGAGCCAGAGCAUGGCCGCCGCGCUCUCCAUGGCGAGGAUCGACGAGGACGCACCCUGCGAGUUCGGCGCCGGCGCCGGCGCGCUGGGCGCGAGGAGCCAGAGCUGCGCCGGCGGGGACGCCGGGAGGAGAGCCCGCGGGCACCGGAAGGUGGCGGCCUUGGUCUGAUGAUCUGGCCGAGCUGCUGCUGCUGCUGCUGCUGCUUCUCGGCCGCCGUCAGUGCCCAGCCCAGUGCGCGCGAUCGUGUCAUGCACCUGUGUUUGGUGCCAAGUGUGAUCAUGUCAAUACUCAAGAAGUUGGAUUAAUUUCGCAGCCAGUCGAGUGCGCGAAGCAUCUCGCAUCGUUUCAGCGUCAAGCACUAGCAGCAUUUUCACCUGAUCAAGUUUGGGCCUUUUUGGCAUUAUUUGCCGCGCCCGCGUUUAUGCAAGGAAUAGGGCCGGAUCAUUCGCGCAUCGAGGUUGGUCGGCUUGAGCUCGGUUGGUAGCCUGGUAGGCCCUCAUCCUCCUCCCGUCGAGGAUGCCUCCUGGCACCUGCACACCGGCCCGGACAAGUCUCAAACGGAUUUCGUCGUGUGUGUUUCGUUCGGAUUUGGGCACCGGCUGGACCUCGGGGAUUUUGGGCUUCUCACCUAGCUUGCGGACGAGUCUUUUCGGCCCAUUAACUUAAGUUGGGCUGGCCCAUUUCAGUUGCAAAAAAAAUGUAGUCCGCCACUGCAGGGAGAAUGUUCCACGUGAUAUGCAAAUUGAGCGAUGCACGGAUUGCGUGCAAAAUUAAGGUGAAAGUGACAGCGGCAUGGGGAGAUGUUCCGUA